Molecule: messenger RNA, 5398 nt
Organism: Amoebophrya sp. A120
Lineage: Eukaryota; Dinophyceae; Syndiniales; Amoebophryaceae
Source: the annotation of a GenBank genome assembly
CUCUGUUGUAUAGUUCUAUGGAGUCGAGGACGCACCAUUAUUUUUGUACUUCGUUUCUCGUACGAGAUACGAUCAUGUAGGAACAUAGUGUACGUCUGACUACUUGUGGUCCUCGACGCCAGACGAGCGGCCUUGACCAAGAGGUGUAGGUGAACUCUAUUUCAGAUAGAAAUAUAACUCUUCAAGCUCGACGGAACACAACGAAGUAUAUACAACAAAGAUGAAUGAAAGGCAUCUGAUUUAGGCGGGAAAUCGAUUUGUGAAGAUUAAGGUACCAGAAACAAAAAGUAAAGCUACUUUCGGAUUGUACUUUAAGAACAAAAGGCGUUUUCACAGUUUUAGGGUUUAGGGUUUAGUCAGGGUUAGGUUUCAGUUUGUCAACGAUGAGAGCCGCAACGGGAGAUCUACAGCAGCACCAGCAGCACGCCACUGUUGCAAAUCCGAAUGCGUCCUCGGCUAUGGCUCCCGAAGAGCAGAGCAAUUUCUCGCCUCGUGCUUUACAUCGCUCGCAGUCGAUACGUUCGGCACCGGCUGCUGGGAAUGUGCGUGCCUAUCAAGCUGAGGAGGAGGAGGACAGUCUCGCGCCUCUGCCUUUUGACCACGAUGAUGCGACUCAGCUGCAGCGCGGUGUCACGUACCCGCAGGAUACUUUUCGGAAUACUAGAUCGAAUAUUUUUACCAAGACUUCUGUUGCAGGGCACGAAGAUCAUGUUCUUGAGCCAGCAGAUCUAAGACUUGCACUAUCAAAAGAAGACCUGGAUGGACGUGCGCCGGCUAGUACGCACUCUUACUGCGGAAGUACCGCGGACGAAGGGCUGUCUCCGAUGGACGAGAAUCUUCUGACCACCACUCCCACGCCAACCCCAACGCCGAACAGCUACAACAAUUACGGCAAUGGCGUGCACGCUUGUUACAACUUACCACAAACCGCGACGGGUCCGGAAAGCGGUGGCGCGUCUUGUUCAGGAACGCUUCCUGUUCUCAGUCGAGAUGAAGAAAUGCUUGCGCAGAAAGUAAAUGAACCGACCUCCGCACUUCCUGUGGUCAGUCGAGACGAUAUCGUCGCACAGAGCAGACCGAUCGCACAUUAUGGCGCGGCCGCACCUGCUGGGCUAAAUACGCUAGCUCCGAACUUCUUGACACCGCAUAAUUUUUGUGGUGCGCCACAAGUUAAUAUGUUGGAGCCACACGGACACGACCCACAGCUACCCGCACCCGGGAUGAGUGUGAGUGUGGCGGCAGAUCGUGGUGCGCAACAUCAACAAGCGGUUAUGAGUAGCCACAUAAUGACACAGAUGGAGACGAUGCCGGAGCCAAACAUGGCGCCAGCGAGUGAAGAUCGCGCUUCUUCUGGUUACCAGUACAACUUGGAGACACAACCGAACGGAGGGACUUUUUACAGCGCCAGGCCAGAUCCAAUUGCUGCGCCGCGAAGCAAUGUUUUCAAUGUGGCAGGAAACAGCCAUCCUGCUGAUAUGUCUCUUCCGAAGGGCCGUCUAGGCGAAGCAAUUUUUUUCGGACUCGUACCAAGGGGGGAACAGCUAACCCUAACACAGCAGCUGCCGCAAGUACCGCAGCAACUGCCGCAGCAAGUACCGCAGCAACUGCCGCCGCAGCCACAACAGGUGCAGGGGCUGGUGCCGGGACAUCCGCAGCAUCAACAAGAAGGGACGCCACAGCCAGAUUGUCCUCCUCUUAGCAGCCAGCACACUCAGCAAGGCCCGGCGCCGGCUUGUUUCUACGGCAUAAACACCCACAACGGACGAGCAGGUGCUGUGGGUGUGUUGCAACAUCAGGAUGUGCAGGUACGUAGCAACGACGUGCCCAUGAUACUGAGUGGCCCAGUACUAGGCGGGAACAAUGGCCCGUACCACAACAACCUAACUAGUGCAGCAUGCAACAACUACGACAAAGCUCUUGACGCUUCGGGGAUGCAGAACGAGUACAACAAUGCCUACAAUCCUGCAGCUGUGCCCAAUUCCGGUGCACAACCGCAAAUAAUGAUCCAGCAAAACGGGUAUAGCAAUUUUGAUGGAAGAGGUGGCACAGCAGCAGCAGCUAAUCUGGCUUCCAUGCCGCAGUCGCAGAUGCAACUACAUGCACCGCAAGAACAGCUGCAUGUGCAGGGACAGCAACCGACCUACUGCGAGCUGCACAACACAAACUCCGCUUCGCACCCGCACCCGCCGGGUGAUAUUGGCUGGCACACGGUGCUACAGCCUGGACCUGGACCUGUUCCCAACGAAUGGAAUAGUAAAUUUAUUUUUACAUCCGAGGAUUGUUGACGUACUUAGUGUUGUAGAAGAAGUGGCAUCUGCACCAGCUGCUUGCGGACAUUGUUUUUUGCAGACGUUGGAUCCCCUUUCUCAUAGCGAAACGUGACCUCAGUUUGUAGGUAGAUAGACUGGACGUCGGCACAAACAGCCGAGCUGGAAAUGAAAUUUUGAUUUUGUAGGUAAUGUAGAAAAUUGAAAAAAAGGUAAUUGGGCGAUGAGUUGUCCGCCGGAGAACCCGGCAAACAACUUUUUGCCAGCCAGCAACUGCUGCGCUCCACCACGCGUUAUUCCACCAAGCAAUCCGCCUCCCGUCGUCGACCUGCUGUGUCCGACCCCCUCUGCGCAGGGUUGUGGAGUAGAAAACUUUGUGAACAUUAUCAACGGGAACACAAUAAGUCUUCCUGCGUUACCUCUGAAGACAGACAGCACGAUGGUUUUCAGACUGAGGACUGCGGCGCCGAACCGAAAGAUUACAACCACUUGCAAGGCGAUCUUCAUCAGCGACCACUAUUCUGCCCCUGCGGUCCGGAUUCUUCCCGCACUGCCCCGCAGCUUCUUCUCCCGCGAAGACCCAGGAAAAGCUGCUGCCCCCCGCCGGGGCCGCGCGCAGACAACCUGCAGCAACGGGCUACUCGACGCGAAGGCGUACAGUUCGGAUCCAGAGGCAGACGACUACGCUUUGCGGUGCGAGCGGCUCUCCGCGUCCGACGACACGGCCUUGCAGGCCGAGCUUGGGCGUGCUGUCCUGCGCAAAACUGCAGAGAUCAGCAACGGAACGGACGCUGCAGUGGUGGUCGCGACGACGCAGAUGAAGCGGGACGAAUGUGACGACUUGAGUAACUUGCUUCUUAAAGAAUACCAAGUAGUCAUUUUCGACGUCCUGCCCGACAGAGGAAACCAGCUCCUUGCCAGGGGACAAAUCGUCGCGCUCUAUCGCGGUGCCAGUACCGACUUCCCGCUCGGUGGGUACGCGAAGACGGGGCCGGACCCCUUUCGAAGCCACUGGCUGAGGGUCACGCGCGUCACGCCGGUGCACAUGCCCGCGGGCCAGGCUGCUAUUCCGAUCUAUCGCAUCACGGACGCCGAUAGAUUUCUGGAGGCGCAGUCCUCUGGUGGCGCGUAUCCGAAUGAUCCGAUUGCAGUCCUCCGGGAUGAGGGUAUCAAUUAUAUAGAUACAUAGAUACAUUUUUAUUGCGUGCUGCAGCGCCGAAAGAACGUGGUCAGCGAUUUUUUGUCUAUCGGACUGCUAUUCAUUUAUUCGUUGUGAGACAACAUGAUGUGGGAGCCACGAGUGAACACGAAGAACAUCUGCGAGCCUGCCCCGUUUCCUCUAAUAAAAACUAAACCGAAUGCAUAUGGUCGUGCAUAAUUGAUGAAUUAACGUAAAAGCACAUUAAAAUUACAACUUUACAGAAAUGGUGGUUUUUCCUGAAGUAACGCUUACGGUUGACAUCGUGUCGCGGUGCUGCUCCGCCGCCGCAAUUUCGUGCUAUGGCGAUUGGGGCAAACACUCGCAGCCAGAAGGGUUGGACCACUUCCGAGAUUCUUACGUGAAUUUUUCGUGUGAGCGGAGUCAGCAUAUGGCGUCGCUGGUUCGACAAUUCCGGCGAAACUUCAACGAUUGCAAAAGCGAUGACUUCAAAUUCUGGCGGGAUUACCCGUCGGGGUUGCAAUAUAAAAGGUCAAAGAUGAACAACUACAACCAGCAGAACUACAGUGGCGGAGUUAAGCAUUGGGGCGCUGAGGGGGAGGCAAAUGGAAAUGGCUGGUGCGCAACUCACUAUCAAUACCAGUGAGUAGAACUCCGGUCGUGCGACAAGCAGGUGUAAAGCAAAGAUGUCGCCGGGCGAUUUCUGUGAUGGCCGAGGCACGUUUUCAUUAUCAGCAGUAGGGCAUAUUAACACUCUACAAACAUUCAUCAUCAUGCAUAAGAAAGAAAUUGAUAUACUCAAAAAAAGAAGCGUCUAGACAAGCCGAAGCCCAUUGACACCGAUUCGGGAGUGUUGGUUUCGCCAACCUGACACUCGGGCUGGCACAUUUUUCUCGAACAAAGUAAAAUAGCAUCUUAUAGCUAAUGAUAGGUCAGAAGUAGUUCGUAUUUUUUUUUAUACAUCUCGAGAACACGUUCUUUUGUGCAGCUUAACUAACACUGCAGGAAUUAUUGCAGUCUCAACUUGAACCUUUAUCUGCUGCAGAUCCAGUAGACUAAUUUUUGUCAAUCUCAUGGCUGGCGGCGAGACAAAUCCUGCCUCUACGGAGGUAUUUUCAUAUAAUUGAAAAGCUCAGAGACUGCAUCUGAGCAGCCAGACUAGACUGUUUAGUUUGAUAUAAAAUAAUAGCGAGCGAGAGCGAACUUUUGUGCGGUUACAAACUGUACCCUUUGAAGCCGGCAGACUAAGACUAUUAGGCAGUACCCUUUUUUUUUUUGAAAGGCAAUGUUAGCAAAAGCGCCUUGCUAUUUCUGUGAUCCUGUUUAUUCCAAGGCGUCUGACUGUAAUUACUUCUCGUUCUCACAGUACAGAGUCACAAAACGACAGAAAUGGCUUGGCCGCUAUAGACCAGAAAAAAAAACGACAACGCAAUCAAAAAAUAAACAUCUUCAACUACAAAAAGAUAUAUCAAUCACAUUCUUUGACAUGCGAUAUCCGGCCUCUGCAGGGAGAAAAACCUCCUUGGCAGAGAGCAUAUCAUUCCAGCUUUAUGGCCGCCUUUGUGAACAAGGAAGGAAACUACAUGACGAAAACGACAACGCAAUCAAAAAAAUAAACAUCUUCAACUACAAAAAGAUAUAUCAAUCACAUUCUUUGACAUGCGAUAUCCGGCCUCUCCAGGGAGAAAAACCUCCUUGGCAGAGAGCAUAUCAUUCCAUCUUUAUGGCCGCCUUUGUGAACAACAACAAGGAAGGAAAUGACGUCCUUGUGAACGAGGAAGCUGAUGAAUUUUUGGUCGAUCUUCAUCCUAGUGCCAAAGGUGAGAUCAGGCCAUUGCAGGAGUUGCAGAGUGAGGCAAUCACUUGCAGAAGAGUGUGAGUCCCUGGACGAUACCGGACCACAUCUGUGUCUCUCUGCAGCCCAAGAUGAUCGAUUUAGGUUUUCAAUAAGAGGCAAGAAAAAUGCUUGGCG